Molecule: messenger RNA, 2844 nt
Organism: Aspergillus mulundensis
Lineage: Eukaryota; Fungi; Ascomycota; Eurotiomycetes; Eurotiales; Aspergillaceae
Product: secretory pathway Sec39 family protein
Exons: 3
Coding region: 1-2844 (947 amino acids)
Biological process (GO): retrograde vesicle-mediated transport, Golgi to endoplasmic reticulum
Source: RefSeq, a predicted model, not a curated record
AUGGCUGACUCUACCUCGCUCUCCGGGGCGCACGUCAUUCUCCUAGCGACCAGUCUCUGUGCCACUGGCAACCCCUCCUUCCUCCCGCAAUUACAAGCCCGAUGUCCGGCCACUUUGACGGCGGAACGACUGCUACGCAUCGUUCUCACAUUUCUGCCCGAGAGCACGGAGCCGAAAAGCUACGUCCCUGUAGUUCAAACUAUAGUGGAAGGACCAAUAUCUCGCUCGGACAGUGAUGAUGUUGACGUAUCCCCGGUCAAGGAUCUCUCUGAAGCUACCGCAAGGAAACGUGUACGGAAGCUUCGCCUAUUACCAUUGAAAUAUCCGGGGGAUGAGGACAGUCAAGAUUCAACAGAUUUGUUGACCAUUUUCUUGAUACACCGAGCCCACCGUAUCGACUCAGAAACCUCUCUUCAACCGCUCAUCCUCGACCUUCUCCUCCCGUUCUAUCAGCGAUCCCCCGUCAUACGAACAUGGCUCGUCUCUUGUCUCCUGCCGCUUCUCCGAUUGAAUUACGAAUACUACCCUAGUCAAGACAAGUCGUGCUCCGUGGAAACGUUAAGUUCGUUGGAUGACCAGACUGCAACGAACAUCCUUCUUUCCAUGGCUGGGACACGGAAGAAUGACACGGACUUGAUCAAGAACCUACGUGGGCUAGUUGGGCCAUGGAUGUACGGCAGUAACCGGCCUAGGCGACAACGUUUCAGUCAGACAGCGCGUCGAAACUCAAUCCCUCUCUCGCAGAUUAAUGUCAAUGAAGAUGAUGGAACAUCUGGGUGGGAGUACGUGAACGAGUGGCUAUUAUCUCGCAGCUCUGCGGACCCGGAAGCAGUAGUCACUGCCUUCGUCAACUGGGAUGGUCCGGAAGAUGUUGAUCUAGGGGGAUAUGUUGGUGAAGAGGAGAAACUGUCAAACGAUCAGUCAAAGCAGCUACGGUUUAGAUAUGGACAGGCAGGUCUAGCUGUCAUUUAUCACAGUCCGGAAGUGUCUCUGGAAGGGUCAAUCCGUGUACUUGAACGGGUUGCCAGCUUAUUGGGCUCGGAGGGGUCACUUUCUAUCACAUCCGAUAGUUCAGCUCUUCCUUCAGUUGAGUUCGAUGCCAACCCAAUUCAGUCGGCCUCGAGAGCCACGCUGUUCCAGAACGCUCUCCUCACCCCCAAAAAUCCGCUAACCUAUCCCUCGCCAUCUUCAAUCUCGUUCCUCAGUGGCCUUCUUCUUUCACUGCGCGUUCUUAAAGAGUUGGGGCAUCCCAUUCCGUGUAGGACAGCGACAAAUAUCUGCCUUCAUAGCAACGAAGAUAUGCAGUUGUUCGAGUUGCGCAGUAUGAUGACGUCUAUUGCCCAGUCGAGGCCCGGAAAAGAUUGGAGAACAGUCCGUCAGAAGCUGUUAUGGUUGAGGGAUUGGAAGUCAGAGAAGGAAAGGACAGCCUCGAGCGACUUGAGCUGCCACGGCCUCUUCUACAGGGUCCCACUGGAUGCUAUAGAGGCAGAGAUCUUGAAGGUUCUGCUAGAGGUCAAAGAGUACGAGCUUUCUGUCGAUAUCUAUGUGAAGUCUAGUUCUGCCCUGAACCCGGCCCAGGUAGAGGAUGCAGUAAAAGAAUCCAUAUACUCAGCGUACGACAACGCGAGCAACGGUAAUAGAUCACGAGGCAGGAUGCAAAAAGCAUACGAAGUCCUACAAGCUUUCCAGCCGCACUUCCCAGAAUCUACCUCCUUGAAACAAAUCCAAGCCCUAAUCUCCGCAACCCACGCUCUAUCCUUCUACUCCCUAACGCUGCAACACGGUGUUCCUUUCCAACCUGUCAGCAUCCGCGUCCAUCCAGACCCUCUCUCCCUGAUCGAAAAGGUGCUCGAUCAAAACCCCAGAAGCUACACUAAACUUGACGACCUCCUCUUCAUCGGCCGAAACCUAGUCUUAGCCGGCUAUCCCCCACGCCCAGCCGAUGACACCGACUCCCACUCCCAUUAUACGCGCCGCCCUGCUCUGUCGCAAGAAGAUGCUCUCAUCACAGCAGAACGACGCAUCAUGUCUCUCGCCAUCUCAUCCGCCCUUUCCUCAGACGACUUCGGCACCGCCUACUCCUACAUCCUCACUCGCCUCACCCCGCAGACCUCCUCCGCCACAUCCUCCCUCACCACUCCUCCCGUCUUAAAAGACGACAUCACCUGGCGCGCCGUCUACAACGCGGGCCGCUACCGCCCCACGCACGCCCCAUCGUCAUCCACCCCGCCAACCCUGCACACCCAAAUCAUCCAUCUCUCCCAACGCAUGGAACUCCUCUCCCUCUCGCUCAUCCUCGCACCGACCCCCGAUCCACUCCCAGAGAUCCUCGGUGCCUGGCGCCGCGCAGACGAAGAGCUCUCUCUCCUCCGAGCGCGCGAAAAUGAGGAAGAAGACGCCUGGGACGCUAAGGGUGAUCGAACAACAACAACCACCCUCCUCCCCGGCGGCUUCAACCAACCAGACACCGAACAGGACGUCUUCGAAACAAAACAGCAGCACGCCCGGCGCGCCGCCCGCGCCGCCCACCAUAGCCGUCUUGACUCGGGCGAGGCACCAAUGGGUCUCUUUGAGGUUGCACGCGGUGCGGCAAGGGCACUACACAAGAACGUUAAUGCUACCUUCCCGUUAUCGGCAUCUGCGUCUGUCUCUCCUUCGUCUUCAAUGUCCCUCGUUGAUCGCGCUUCCGAGGACGAUGACGAGAAUCCGAACGGCAACGGUGACAAUGAUGCGGGAAGAGUGCGCAAGCGAGAUGUUGUCAGUAACAUGGUUACGGGUGGUCUGGCGAGCGGCAUAGGCUGGGUUUUGGGCGCGCAGCCGGUUAACAUGAAUAAUAGGCAGUAG